CGGAGGGGCCGCUCCUGAGUGCUGCUCUCCCCAGAUCGCCAUGGAAGAGGAAAUCGCCGCGCUCGUCAUCGACAAUGGCUCCGGCAUGUGCAAAGCGGGCUUUGCUGGGGACGACGCCCCCCGAGCCGUGUUCCCCUCCAUCGUCGGCCGCCCCCGGCACCAGGGCGUGAUGGUGGGCAUGGGCCAGAAAGACUCCUACGUGGGCGACGAGGCCCAGAGCAAGCGGGGCAUCCUGACGCUGAAGUACCCCAUCGAGCACGGCAUCGUCACCAACUGGGACGACAUGGAGAAGAUCUGGCACCACACCUUCUACAACGAGCUGCGCGUGGCCCCCGAGGAGCACCCCGUGCUGCUGACUGAGGCGCCCCUGAACCCCAAGGCCAACAGGGAGAAGAUGACUCAGAUCAUGUUUGAGACCUUCAACACUCCGGCCAUGUACGUGGCCAUCCAGGCCGUGCUGUCCCUGUACGCUUCCGGUCGUACCACUGGUAUUGUCAUGGACUCUGGCGACGGGGUCACCCACACGGUGCCCAUCUACGAGGGCUACGCCCUCCCGCACGCCAUCCUGCGUCUGGACCUGGCUGGCCGGGACCUGACGGACUACCUCAUGAAGAUCCUCACGGAGCGCGGCUACAGCUUCACCACCACGGCCGAGCGGGAGAUCGUGCGGGACAUCAAGGAGAAGCUGUGCUACGUCGCCCUGGACUUCGAGCAGGAGAUGGCCACGGCCGCGUCCUCCUCCUCCCUGGAGAAGAGCUACGAGCUGCCUGACGGCCAGGUCAUCACCAUCGGCAACGAGCGCUUCCGGUGUCCAGAGGCACUGUUCCAGCCGUCCUUCCUGGGCAUGGAGUCCUGCGGCAUCCACGAGACCACCUUCAACUCCAUCAUGAAGUGCGAUGUGGACAUCCGCAAGGACCUGUACGCCAACACGGUGCUGUCCGGCGGCACCACCAUGUACCCCGGCAUCGCCGACCGCAUGCAGAAGGAGAUCACAGCCCUGGCGCCUAGCACCAUGAAGAUCAAGAUCAUUGCUCCCCCGGAGCGCAAAUACUCGGUGUGGAUCGGAGGCUCCAUCCUGGCCUCGCUGUCCACCUUCCAGCAAAUGUGGAUCAGCAAGCAGGAAUACGACGAGUCGGGCCCCUCCAUCGUGCACCGCAAGUGCUUCUAGGCAGACUGCGAGCAGAUGCGUAGCCUUUGCUGCGUGAGUGAGUUCGGAGUGUAAAUUUGCCCCGGCAAACGUGUACGCCUCAUGCUAGCCUCACGAAACUGGAAUACGCCUUUGAAAAGAAAUUUGUCCUUGAAGCUUGUAUCGGAUGUCAGCACUGGAUCUAGAGCUCUGCUGAUCUCGACCUUGUGUUCAAGUUCACUGUCCCUUGGUGUGUCCAAUACCCUGUACAUAUCUUCGGUUUCCCCCAGUACGCGUGGCUCGGUCACCUGGUGGCUGAGGCAAGGACAUGCCCGUAGAGACGCCUGGGCGUGAGGGGUGCACGCCCAGCGGCUUUAGGGUCUGUGCAGGGUAUUCCUGUCUCGAGCUGCCUAUUCCAGGGCUCCUCCAGAGGCGGGUGGAGUUCUGAACCCCUUCAUUUCUGUCUUGCCGGUCUUAAUGGGGUGGAGUCCGAGCCCUAGGACCCAGUUCUGUUCUUCCCACGUUUCCUGCCAGAACACCUGGGCUGUUACUUGCCUUGAGUUGGAAACGGUUUGCAUUUCCACCUGUAAAUUCAUCCUUUUAAUUUAUGUAAGGUUUUUGUACGCAAUUCUCAAUUCUUUUAAGAGAUGACAAAUUUUGUUUUCUACUGUCAUGUGAGGUCCAGGCCCCUGCCACACUCGUGCACGGAGAAUAAAGUGCUGCAGUGGAUGA
Tupaia belangeri chinensis (Chinese tree shrew) is the source of this 1858-nucleotide messenger RNA. It is a transcript of the gene ACTG1, whose product is annotated as actin gamma 1. The coding region runs from base 41 to 1168 and encodes 375 amino acids. The transcript has 5 exons. The record is from RefSeq and is a predicted model, not a curated record. NCBI's taxonomy places the organism in Eukaryota, Metazoa, Chordata, Mammalia, Scandentia, Tupaiidae.